Molecule: messenger RNA, 4615 nt
Organism: Haplochromis burtoni (Burton's mouthbrooder)
Lineage: Eukaryota; Metazoa; Chordata; Actinopteri; Cichliformes; Cichlidae
Product: far upstream element-binding protein 3
Biological process (GO): regulation of DNA-templated transcription
Cellular component (GO): cytoplasm; nucleus
Molecular function (GO): mRNA binding
Source: RefSeq, a predicted model, not a curated record
CGCGAGCUAAUCCGGCUAACAGCUAACGGCUAACGGCUUGCUAGUGGCGCUAUGAUGGCGGAGCUGGUGCAGGGACAGGCCUCGAUGAACCAGCCGGGGCUGAAGUCAGAGGGCCUGGCCGAUGUUUUGCAGCGGGCCCGGCAGAUGGUGGGCAAGCUGGGCGGAGAAGGGAUGUCUCACCUCAACAGCUCCUCAGUAAGUGUCGAGCCCUCGCUGUACUACCCGGGCCAGAAACGACCAGGAGAGGAUGGAGUAGGUAACCAGCUAGCAGCCAUGGGGCAUCAAAGGGUAAUCACAGAGGAUUACAAGGUCCCUGACAGGAUGGUGGGCUUCAUUAUUGGCAGGGGAGGAGAACAGAUCACCAGGAUCCAGUUGGAGUCGGGCUGUAAGAUCCAGAUCGCUCCCGAAGGCGGGGGUCUGAUGGAGCGGCCGUGUUCUCUGACGGGGACUCCGGAGAGCAUCGAGCAGGCGAAGCGGCUGCUGGCCCAGAUCGUGGACCGCUGCAGAAACGGUCCGGGUUUCCAUGGCGAUGGAGAGGGCGGGGCCUCGGUGCAGGAAAUGCUGAUCCCAGCCAGCAAGGUGGGGCUGGUGAUUGGCCGAGGAGGAGACACCAUCAAACAGCUGCAGGAGCGAGCUGGAGUGAAGAUGAUGAUGAUCCAGGACGGCCCGAUGCCAACGGGGGCCGACAAACCCCUGCGCAUCUCCGGAGACCCGUACAAAGUGCAGGCAGCGAGGGAGCUGGUGUUGGAGGUGAUCCGGGAGAAGGACGGAGACUUCAGAUCGGGUCGCAGUGACUUCGGCGCCCGACUGGGAGGAACCAGCCUGGAUGUGGAGAAACCAUCAAGAGCAUUAACCAGCAGUCUGGAGCUCACGUGGAGCUGCAGAGGAACCCCCCACCCUCCACUGACCCCAACACCCGGGUCUUUACCAUCAGAGGCACCGCCCAGCAGAUGGACCUGGCUCGCCAGCUAAUAGAUGACAAGAUCGGGGGUUCGGGUAUCAUGAGUAACGGAGGGUUCGGCUUCAGCCCCUUCACCCAGGGUCCCGCUGCACACCAGAACUGUGGGAGUGGGCAGACCUUCCUGACCGGUGUCUGGGGAAACACCUACCAGACCAGCUGGCAGAACCCAGGACAGCAAGACCCAGGUCACAGUAUGGCUCAGACAGGACAGAUGGACUACUCUAAAGCAUGGGAGCAGUACUAUAAGAAGCUAGGUCAGCAGAACCAGCCUCAGAGCUUGAUGACAGACUACAGUAAGGCCUGGGAGGACUACUACAAGAAACAGACUCAGUCGUCUCAGCAGAGUUCGGUGCCAGACUACACUGCAGCAUUAGCAGAAUACUACAGACAGCAGCAGCAGCCCUACCUGUGGAACCCCGCCCAGAUACAGGAUCACUAGAGGCUCCUCCCUCACCGGCGAAGGCCUCGGAUGGUUGUCGAUGGCGUCCGAAUCGGGGUUUCCUAGCAACGCUCUGCCGCUUCCUCCUCCUUUUGUAGAGAAAAACUAAGGAUUAACUGAAAAAUCACGAACUUUCUUUCUGUUUUUUAACCUUACAAAGUCGAUAUUUUGUCAGGCAGAUGUUUUUGGACUAGCCUCCGGUCUCCCGCGGUGUAGACCUGGUUUUUCUUUGUUUUUAUUUUUUAUCAAACUUGAAUUUCAAGAUGUAUCCGUGUGGCUUUGAACAAAACGAAAUCCAGUAUAAUCUAUAUUUUGUCUAGUUUUAUUUUCCAAUAAGAAAACGGUAUAAGGCUUAGCAGUCUUGAGUAUGAAAAUCAGAUAUUACUAUUAUUAUUAUCAUUGUUUUGGUUAUGAUAAUGUUUUAAAGCAUGCGUCAGGCUGUGUGUUGACUCAGUUUGUUUUUUAUUUUGGCAUCAAACCGUUUUAAUGACAUCGGAUGGAAAUGUAAAGUUUUUGUACUAAAUCUGCUCGCUGGGUCUGUUUCUCCUAAUUUUACCUGUUCAGUCGCCAACUUGGAGGUGCAAUGAUGCAUUACUGUUUUCUUUUGGUUUGACCAUAGCUCUUAUUCUUGUAUCUUUAUAGUGAUUUCUUUAGGUUUUUAUGAUGUAACAAUGAAUAAAUAGCGACUUGUAUUGCGUUGUCUAAAGCCAGAUCUCUCUGUGGUCUAACGCUUUGUAUUCUCACACGAUUUAACCUCCAGUCACCGCCACGUUUUCCUGCCUCCGCUUUUAUGACCGAGUCUGGGAAGAUAAGUUUUCUUUGAGUGAACUUUAUUAUUGUUGUUGUUGGUCGCAUUUCUAUUUUCUGAUUUGUUUUUAGAGGAAAUUUCAGGAGCUGAUCAAUGAAGUUAUCGAUUCCGUGUUAGCUAAACAAACGUGUGUGUUACCUCAGCUGUGUGAAUGUUUCUGCUAGCUGUGCUUCGUUAGCUAAGUGGUGCCUGUUAGCUGAAUGUAAGUAAAUGGAAAUGCUGUCCGAGCGCUACGUUAGCUGCUGUGGGGUUGUUUGUUUUUUUUCUAUGCGCACGUUACAAAGGCUAGCUGAAUGAAUGUGCUAACUGAACACCGUGCUUGUCUGUUGUGUGUUAACCAGGUGUCGGGUAGGUCUACAAAACCACGUUCCCAAAAUUGUUCUCAAGAUCAUUUAUGCCUAAGGUCACAUGUUCCCAAAGUUGCUUCCCAGUUUCCAGGUUCCUAAGUUCUCAGGCUUCUUUGUUCCAAGGUUAUAUGUUCCCAUUUUUGUUCCCUAGGUGCUUUAUGGUUAAGCUAACCUCUAAGCCUCGUUUCCAUCUCAGGAAGCGCUAAGCUUAUUUCAAGUUCCCUGACAUGUCGGGCAGUCUAACUAAAAGCCAUACGGGGAACAGAAAAUCCCUUUCACAGGUUCCAGCAGUCGUCACGUUGUGUGGCUAACGACUUACAUUACGUAUAGCUGUGGGGAACGUAGCAGUAGUGACUGUUUGGGAACUUGGUGUUACUCUGCGCUCGUGACGUGUUGCACAGACUGUAAAUAACGACCAAUAACAUUUAACCUGAUGCAGAUCGUGGAGAUUUUGUAAACAUUUUAGAGGAAAAGUAUAUUAGAGAAGUAGAGCUGUACGGGAUAAUGUCUGAACGUGGAAGCAUGAGCUCUCACACUGUUACUGCUAAAUGGUGUAAUCUGAUGUGUUAGCAAAAGGCCAAAAACAGCGUUUCUAGGCUGAACGUCCAUCUGUCUCAUUCAACCGCAUGACUAGCAUGAACGAGUGACUCGGUAAAUACGACUUUAAUGUUCGUUAGCCAAACAAACUAGCCGGCUGCUGUACAUUAGCUGUAUGUUCUGUUUAUAUUAGGGCUGGUUUACACUUCAAAAUAAAUGUACAAUUGUUUUGUUGCUGUUUUAUACUUGCACAGAUUGUAAAUGUGUUUUUUUGUUUGUUUGUUUUUCAAACGCAGCCGGACUUUGAAUCUACUGAUUAGUUUCUUUAGCGUUAACAUGCAGUUAGCAAUAAAAUUGUUUUGUGCAUAAAUUCACAUUCAUUGAUACUUUUUAAAAACGUGCUCAUCUGUACAUGUGCUACACUUAGCGUUAGCACUGUUUGUUAGCUGAUCAUUUUUGCCUACUAGCAAAACCUUGUUAGUUGAACGUUAUCAGCUAAGCAAGUGGUAAGAAUUUAAUCUGUGUGUUAGCUGAACGUUUAGCUCAACUUUGCGUGCGUGUUAGCGUAUGUAUGCUAGCGCUGUGUGCUGUUAUAAGUUUUGUUUGUUAGCUGAGCGUUUAAUGAAAAUGUGUGCGUUUUUGCUCAUUUUGUGCGUCGGCUCGGCGCUGUGUGCGUGUUGGCAGAGCAGUUCUCUGAACGUUGUGCGUGUCGGACCACAGAGAGGUUUGUCUUGUCGAGGGAGAUCUGGUUGUCGUUGAAUCAGUGCUUCUGCUUCGUGUAUGUGUGAUGAUGAUGAUGCUGAUAAUAAUGACGAUAAUAAUGAGUUCUCCUGUUCAGGGGUCUAUUUAAAUCUGUUAUGAAUAUUCAUUUUGUCGAUGUGAUGAUAUGGUUUGUGUAAAUUUCCACUCUGGCGGGUGCUCUCCAGUUAAAAUGUACUUUGUUAAAGAUGAUAUUGUUUAAUUCACGUGUCGUGUCUAACCGAAGCUGAAUAUGUGUUAUAUUCUCAAGACUGCUAGGCUAACUGUCUCUCUCUCUCCUCUCCUGUUCCCGUCUGGACGCCGCCACCUUCAACACGCCUGUAAUUGGACCAGACGAGCUGAGCGUUGUCGUCGCAGGCGUGUUGAAGUCCCGCAGCUCGUUGUUGUGGCCCCUCCGAGGCGUGGGGAGCUAUAGUGAAGGGGGUAAAUCCCCCCCCCCCCCCCCGGAGUUGUUAACGGUGGAGCGGACGCCGGCCUGGUGUCCGGUUCUCGCAGCGUCUCAGGACCUGAACCGGACACGACGCUCGCUCCACUCUAGCCUAGAACUUCCCAGUCCCGAUCCCGGUCCUGAAGGGGGGACGGGGAGCUUUUUGGUUUUAUGGUUUCUGUUGUUUUUCUAAUGGACAGACGUCCUAACUGUAACCUGCAGAUUUUUCUAUUAGAUUCUAUUGACAGAUAGAGUUGUGUAUGAACCCGAGCCACGAGACUGUCGGUGGUCGAGGAUGAUGAUUAACAUGAGGGUUAAUAAAUGGGCUCAUUCUUUC